AUGGCUACUGCUGUUAAGUUCAUGCCCACGCUGGGCAGAACCAUCCACAGGAGGUCGCUCUAUCUCUUCUCCGCUGCUGCUGCUGCUGCUGCCACGGCUACCUUCGCUUACUCACAGUCCCGUAAGAGAUCAUCGUCUCAUGGGAGCAACGGCAAUGGUAGCGGCAACUGGGGCCGCUCCACUGCUGCUGCGAUGGCCUCCGCUGCUCCGCUGGUCCAUGUGGCCACGCCAGAGAAAGACAGGUCGUACGAGGACUUCCAGAAGGUCUACAACGCCAUUGCGCUCAAGUUGAGGGACGAUGACGAGUACGAUAACUAUAUUGGCUACGGUCCCGUGCUGGUGCGUCUCGCCUGGCACACGUCCGGGACUUGGGACAAGCACGACAACACAGGUGGCUCGUUCGGCGGGACGUACCGGUUCAAGAAGGAGUUUAACGACCCGUCCAAUGCCGGCCUGCAGAACGGCUUCAACUUCCUGGAGCCCAUCCAUAAGGAGUUCCCAUGGAUCUCGUCAGGUGACUUGUUCAGUCUGGGYGGUGUCACCGCGGUGCAGGAGCUGCAGGGCCCCAAGGUUCCCUGGAGGUGCGGCAGGGUCGACAGCCCAGAGAAUACCACUCCGGAUAACGGCAGACUGCCCGAUGCUGACCAGGGCGCUGACUACGUCAGGACGUUCUUCCAGAGAUUGAACCUCAAUGAUAGAGAGGUCGUGGCCCUCAUGGGGGCGCACGCUCUGGGAAAGACUCACCUGAAGAACUCCGGGUACGAAGGACCCUGGGGGGCGGCUAACAACGUUUUCACCAACGAGUUCUACUUAAACUUGCUGAACGAGGACUGGAAGCUGGAAAAGAAUGAGGCGAACAACAAACAAUGGGACUCCAAGAGUGGAUACAUGAUGCUGCCCACCGAUUACGCGCUGGUCCAGGACCCAAAGUACCGGAAGAUCGUGAAGGAGUAUGCUGAUGACCAGGACAAGUUCUUCAAGGACUUCUCUAAGGUUUUCGAGAAGCUGCUGGAAAACGGUAUCGAUUUCCCCAAGGACGCACCUGGGCCCUUUGUCUUCAAAACUCUAGACGAACAAGGAUUAUAG
This is a messenger RNA of Saccharomyces eubayanus, 1086 nucleotides long. RefSeq names its product cytochrome-c peroxidase (gene CCP1). The coding region runs from base 1 to 1086 and encodes 361 amino acids. The transcript has a single exon. Gene Ontology annotation, biological process: hydrogen peroxide catabolic process; response to reactive oxygen species; cellular response to oxidative stress. Lineage: Eukaryota; Fungi; Ascomycota; Saccharomycetes; Saccharomycetales; Saccharomycetaceae. Gene Ontology annotation, molecular function: heme binding; peroxidase activity. The record is from RefSeq and is a predicted model, not a curated record.